AUGUAUAUCUCUCUUUUCCCGGCCUCGCUCCUCCUCUCAGUUGCAGCAGCAGCAACAACCAUCUCCGGCUCGUCCGCCAGCAGCACAGCAUGCGCUGCUCAGCCAGUGAUGGACUCCUGCUAUGCGUCUACAUCAGCAAUUGCCCAAGCCUGCACAACAACAGACUACGGCUGCCUCUGCUCGAAGUGGAACGAUGUCCUGACCUGCUUCCUCCAAUGCCCCAACGAUCCCCGUUACGCUUCAGCCAAGUCCUCUCAUGAGACAUAUUGCAACGACUUCGUAGCCUACGGCGGCACCACGACCUCCGCCAUUUCACGCGCUGUGUCCGCCGUCUCCACGAUAACAUCUGGGUCAUCUGGUGCUCAGGCUACGGAGUCAAGUGGUGCUGUCAGAGUCGCUAGCAGCACUACCGCUAGCGGGGCUGGAGCGUCUUCUACAACGACGGUGAAGAAUGGUGCAGAAGGUGUAGCGGUUGGUGCGGGAAGUGUGUUGAUGGGCGUCGCUGGAUUUGUUGGAGCUUUCUUGUAG
Molecule: messenger RNA, 528 nt
Organism: Hyaloscypha bicolor E
Lineage: Eukaryota; Fungi; Ascomycota; Leotiomycetes; Helotiales; Hyaloscyphaceae
Exons: 2
Coding region: 1-528 (175 amino acids)
Source: RefSeq, a predicted model, not a curated record